GACCUAAUUAAAAACCCCUACUUCCAAAAACACCCCUCCAAGAUCAAUCUAAUCACCAAAAUGUCCUCCUUGGACUCCUCCGAGGCUUCACCGCCGCCCGUUCACCGGGACUGGUUCUUCCCCUCCGCCGCCCCCUUCCUCCCCGCCACCACACCGCGCGAUCUAGACCCCUCAUCAACCCUAGAAAACCCUCCUCCGCCUUCCCUUCCACCUCUGGCCGAGCUGCCUCAGCCUCCAAAGUCCUUCUUCCGCGAUGCCAGGCCCCAGCGCUCGAGUUUCAGCUCCUCAUCCGCCACUUCCUCCCCGCCCACCUCUGCAGCGCCGCCCAUCCGGCGGAGGGAUCCGAGGUAUGCGGCUGUGAAAAGGAAGGUUUGUUUCGAUACGCCAUCGACGUUGGCGGACAAGGGGAAGCCUGAUGGAGUGGAGAGCUGCCGGGAAGAUAGGGCAACUGGGGCUAGAGGUGGUGGGGUUUUGGGUGGUGGUAGUAGGGCUAGGAUCGGACGGCCUGCGGCUGCUUUGUCUGCGUUUAUCAUCGCAUGCUUCAGUUCUCUGCUUCACAAAAAUUUCUCACUGCAGGGGCAAGUUGGGAAUCUACAGGACCAGAUGUUGAUGCUGAAUAGAAGAUUACAAGCUUGUGCUUUCUAUGAUCACUUGGAUGUUGCCAGCGUUACACCACAAGUUGAUGAACAUACGUCAAAUAAACAUUUAAAAAAUUCUGCUCUGUUCUUUUCAGUCACUAUGUUGUCCAUCCCUCUUAUUAUUCUCAAGUAUAUUGAUCGGAUUUCACGGUUGAGGUCAUCGGAUACUGAAGGAGUUUCUCUUAACAAGCAGUUAGCCUAUCAAGUUGAUUUAUUCCUAUCAGUUCAUCCAUAUGCUAAACCAUCGGCUUUACUACUUGCUACCUUGAUGCUGAUAUGCCUUGGCGGUUUGGCUCUUUAUGGUGUCACAGAUGAUGUUUUAGCAGAUUGUUUGUGGUUAUCAUGGACCUUUGUAGCUGAUUCUGGGAACCAUGCCAAUUCUGUUGGUAUUGGUCCCAAAUUAGUUUCUGUGUCUAUCAGUUUUGGUGGAAUGCUCAUAUUUGCCAUGAUGCUUGGGCUUGUGUCUGAUGCAAUCUCUGAGAAGUUUGAUUCACUGAGGAAGGGAAGGAGUGAAGUGAUUGAAAAAAAUCACACACUGAUACUUGGUUGGAGUGACAAGCUGGGAUCUUUACUGAAUCAGUUGGCAAUUGCUAAUGAGAGUUUAGGUGGUGGAACUGUAGUUGUGAUGGCAGAGCGAGACAAGGAGGAAAUGGAACUUGACAUAGCUAAAAUGGAGUUUGACUUUAAGGGAACGUCGGUCAUAUGCAGAAGUGGAAGCCCUCUAAUUCUUGCUGAUCUUAAGAAGGUAUCUGUUUCUAAAGCUCGUGCAGUGGUUGUUCUGGCUGAAGAUGGUAAUGCUGAUCAGAGUGAUGCACGAGCAUUGAGAACUGUUUUGAGUUUAACUGGAGUUAAAGAAGGGUUAAGAGGACACAUAGUGGUGGAACUGGGUGAUCUUGAUAAUGAGGUUCUAGUAAAACUUGUAGGAGGGGAUCUUGUUGAGACUGUUGUUGCCCAUGAUGUGAUUGGACGCUUGAUGAUUCAGUGUGCUCGUCAACCAGGUCUUGCUCAGAUUUGGGAAGAUAUUCUGGGGUUUGAAAACUGUGAGUUUUACAUUAAAAGGUGGCCUCAAUUAGAUGGGAUGCCAUUUGAAGAUGUGCUAAUUAGCUUUCCUGAUGCCGUUCCAUGUGGAGUGAAGGUAGCAUCUUCUGGAGGAAAGAUCAUUUUGAAUCCUGAUGAUUCCUAUGUUCUUCAAGAGGGGGAUGAAUUACUUGUGAUUGCAGAAGAUGAUGAUACCUAUUCUCCGUCCAUAUUGCCUGUGGUCCAUGAAGCAGUAUACAUAGACAUUGUCCGGCCUGCAAGAAAGCCACAGAAGAUUCUACUUUGUGGAUGGAGGCGGGAUAUUGAUGAUAUGAUUGUGGUGCUGGAUGCUUUUCUAGCACCUGGAUCUGAACUGUGGAUGUUCAAUGAGGUGCCAGAGAAUGAAAGGGAUAAGAAACUUAUUGAUGGGGGUUUGGAUCUCGGUCGAUUGGAGAAUAUAUCUCUGGUCAAUCGUGAAGGAAAUGCCGUCAUUCGGCGGCACUUGGAAAGCCUUCCCUUGCAAUUAUUUGAUUCUAUUUUGAUUUUGGCUGAUGAAUCUUUGGAAGAUUCUGCAAUUCAAGCUGAUUCUAGGUCUCUUGCAACCUUACUUCUUAUUAGAGAUAUUCAGGCCAAGAGACUUCCGUAUAGAGAGGCGAUGGUUUCACAUGUUCCUCGAGGAAGCUUUUCUCAGGGUUCCUGGAUCGGAGAGAUGCAGCAGGCAUCAGACAAAUCUGUGAUAAUUAGUGAAAUCCUGGACCCUAGGACCAAGAACUUGUUAUCCAUGUCAAAAAUAAGUGAUUAUGUCCUAUCGAACGAACUUGUCAGCAUGGCACUUGCAAUGGUUGCAGAGGACAGGCAAAUAAAUGAUGUUUUGGAAGAGCUCUUUGCUGAAGAGGGUAAUGAGAUUCAAAUACGACCGGCUGAUCUUUAUCUUUGUGAAGACGAAGAGAUGAAUUUCUAUGAGAUAAUUCUACGUGCCAGACAAAGAAAAGAGAUUGUUAUUGGUUACCGUUUAGAAAAUGCAGAACGAGCCGUCAUUAAUCCACCGGCCAAAGAUGUACGACGCAAGUGGUCAUCCAAAGAUGUGUUUGUGGUAAUUGCCGAGAAGGAAUAAACCUUUAUUACUGGAUUCCCAAUAGCAUGAGUUGAUCUAGACUUCAACAAUUCCUCAACUGUUAUGUUCACCAGAAUUCAAAGUCAGUAAAGAUUUCACAACCAGUCUGGCCGAGACAGCUUUGAAAAACUUUCAAUGCUUCAGCUCAAAUUGGAAAUGAUGGUUUAUUUCUUUGGGACAGUUGUUAUCUGUCACAAGACCUGUAUAUAUUGUUUAUCCCUUUUUUUUUUUUUACUGCAGUUGAGAGAAAGAAGUGAAAUGUAUAUUAUAGAAACAAGCUUCAGGUUAACAUGUAAAUCUAAAGUGAUCUCUGCUUUAGAUGACUUGUAGGGUAAUGUUGCAUGUCUCUGUAAGUUAUCAUGUUGUAACAAUAUUUAAUUUUACAGGCUAAUAAUGGUGUUAGCCUUUUAAAGAUUAUGUAUUGGAUUAGUAAUUGGUGAAAUGG
Messenger RNA from Dioscorea cayenensis subsp. rotundata (Guinea yam), 3214 nucleotides. Its product is annotated as probable ion channel CASTOR. The record is from RefSeq and is a predicted model, not a curated record. Lineage: Eukaryota; Viridiplantae; Streptophyta; Magnoliopsida; Dioscoreales; Dioscoreaceae. Gene Ontology annotation, biological process: monoatomic ion transport.